AUGGCCACCGAGUCGACACCGUUAAUCCAGACGGUCCGUGUUGCGCCGCCGCGCAGGAGGUAUCGACACGACACUCGUCGGCGCUUCUGCACCAUUGCCUGCACUUGUCUCCUCAUACUCGGAUUCACCUCAUUUCUUGUCAACGUAUUUUUCAUCUGGCCAUACCACCAUCACCAUGGCCAUCACAGCCACUACUCGCACUCGCAUCAGCAAGGCAAGCGCCUAUCUCACCAGGAGGUCGAGAAGAUCUUCUUGGAGACCCCAAGCGCCGAUUGUGCUGAAGAGUGGAGCCGAUAUUACACCUCUGGCCCUCACUUGGCGGGCAAGAAUUUUUCUCAGGCCGAUUGGACAAGGGAGAAAUGGCAAAGCUGGGGUGUUGACGCUAGCAUUGCCGAAUACGAUGUGUACAUCAACUAUCCCUCCGACCACAGUCUUUCUUUGCUGAAGAAAUCCGACGCGGAUGAUACGUGGAGUGUGAAUUUCGAUGCCUCUCUGACCGAGGCGGUUUUGAAGGAGGACCCUACCACUGCGCUCGAUAACGGAAUCCCCACCUUCCAUGGAUACUCUGCCAGCGGCAACGUCACCGGUCAGUUUGUAUACGUCAACUACGGAACCUACCAGGAUUACCAAGACCUUGUUGAUGCUGGCAUUGAUCUCAAGGGCAAGAUUGCUCUUGCCAAAUACGGAGGCAUCUUUCGAGGCCUCAAAGUGAAGCGUGCUCAAGAGUUGGGUAUGGUUGGUGCUGUGAUUUACAGCGACCCUGGUGACGAUGGUGACAAGACUGAGGCCAACGGAUAUGAGCAGUACCCAAAGGGCCCUGCUCGACAUGAGAGCAGCGUUCAGCGUGGAAGUGUUCAGUUUUUGAGCAUACGUCCCGGUGACCCAACUACCCCAGGCUACCCUUCUAAGCCUGGCGUUCCACGAGCACCUGCUGAUGAUACCACGCCAACUAUCCCCUCCAUUCCCAUAUCCUACGUCGAUGCGAUUCCCAUCCUCAAAGCUUUGAAUGGACAUGGUCCAAAGGCCUCUGACAUCAGCAGCUAUUGGACCAAGAAUCUGGGCCUCGGCUACAAGGGCGUAGACUACAAUAUUGGGCCCUCUCCCGAUGAUCUGGUUCUCAACUUGUACAACGAACAGGAGUAUGUCACCACCCCCCAGUGGGACGUCAUUGGGGUCGUCAAUGGAACAAUACCGAACGAGGUCAUUGUUGUGGGCAAUCAUAGAGAUGCGUGGAUUGCUGGUGGUGCUGCGGACCCCAACAGCGGCUCAGCCGUGUUGAACGAAGUUGUACGCAGUGUUGGCAAGGCACUUGAGGCGGGAUGGAAGCCUCUCCGAACCAUUGUAUUUGGCAGCUGGGAUGGCGAGGAAUACGGUCUCGUCGGCAGCACCGAGUGGGUCGAGGAGUAUCUCCCCUGGCUUUCCGAUGCCAAUGUUGCUUACAUCAACGUUGAUGUCGCCGCGUCUGGCUCAUUUUUCCAAGCCUCUGCUGCUCCUCUCCUCAACCAAGUCUUGCGGGACGCGACGCACAAGGUUCCCUCGCCCAACCAAACCGUCGCCGGUCAGACUGUCGGAGAUGUCUGGAGUGGCAAGAUUCGUACCAUGGGCAGCGGCAGUGACUUUACUGCAUUCCAAGACUUUGCCGGCGUCCCCUCGAUUGACAUGGGCUUCAAGCCAGGCUCCAACGGCCCCAUCUAUCACUACCACAGCAACUACGACAGUUUCCACUGGAUGCAUGACUAUGGCGACCCAGGCUUCCAGUACCAUCUGGCACUGUCCAGAGUUCUUGGAAUGCUGUUGUCAGAGCUGGUCGAUACCAUUGUCAUUCCCUUUGGCGCCACCGAGUACGCCGAUGCUUUGGGUAAAUAUCUCGACAAGGUAGGGGCCAAGCUCAACACCGAAGAGGACCCAACCACGGAGGAAGCCAUGUUCGCAUCGCGGGGGGCUGCGCGCUCCAAGGAUCCCAAAGGCAGCACUGAUGCUUUUGAAGCCAGCCUCGUGAAACUGCGCGUCUCGCUAAGCAACCUGCGGGCUAAAGCUGUCGAGCUAGACGGACGUGCUGCAUGGGCAAACAAGACACUGAGGCAGGGUCUCCCCUGGUGGAACAUCAUUGGCAAGAUAAAGCUGUGGACCACGAUUGCAAAGGUCAAUUUCCAGUACAAGCGUUUCGAGAGACACUUCCUAUUUGAAGGCGGCCUCGAUAACCGCAGUUGGUUCAAGCAUGUAGUGUUUGCGCCUGGGCUGUGGACUGGCUACUCUGGAGCCGUGUACCCGGGUCUGAUGGAGAGCAUUGAUGCCAAGGACUACAGCAAUGGUCUGAAGUGGGCGGGCAUCAUUGACGGGUGUGUGAACAAGGCUGCGAGGAGCAUAUAG
Molecule: messenger RNA, 2370 nt
Organism: Metarhizium album ARSEF 1941
Lineage: Eukaryota; Fungi; Ascomycota; Sordariomycetes; Hypocreales; Clavicipitaceae
Product: Transferrin receptor-like, dimerization domain protein
Exons: 4
Coding region: 1-2370 (789 amino acids)
Molecular function (GO): carboxypeptidase activity
Source: RefSeq, a predicted model, not a curated record